Messenger RNA from Gossypium arboreum, 1822 nucleotides. RefSeq lists its product as uncharacterized. The record is from RefSeq and is a predicted model, not a curated record. The transcript has 4 exons. Bases 1 to 1641 code for a protein of 546 amino acids. Lineage: Eukaryota; Viridiplantae; Streptophyta; Magnoliopsida; Malvales; Malvaceae.
AUGAACCUUGCACCUUCCCUCCAUCAACAUCACUUGCUUUAUGGGUAUUAUGAAGAACGAGAGGCACUUUGUGAUCAAUGCAAUAAGCAUAUUUAUGAUCGGGCCUUUACUUGUGAAAUCUGCAAGUUUUGGCUACAUGCUGAGUGUGCUCUGCAACAAUUGCCUUUUAAAAUUUCACAUCCUUCUCAUUCUCAACACCCUCUUCGACUGAUCUACAAAGAUAAUCAUCCCUGUUGUAAUGGAUGUUCUGGUCUUAGUCGAAACUGGUUAUACCGGUGUCAACCUUGUGAUUUCAACCUUGAUCUCAGUUGUGCUUCUUCAACUACUAUUCCAACUCAGAUAGAUAAAAAGAUUAACCAUUUCUGCCAUCACCAUACAUUGACGCAAUUCAACUAUCGUAAAAUUAAAGAUGAUCAUGGUUCAACUUCUAGCUUGGUGGGUGGCAAAGGUACUUCAAUAGGGAAACUAAUGGAGCAAGCUGAGAGAAAUGCAGAAUCCAAGAUUGAAUAUUUUGAUCAUGAACAUCCCCUAUGCUUUAAGAAGGUUGUUGAACAAAAUGAAAGUGCUAUUUGCAAAGCUUGUUUUCUGGAAAUCUCAGAUGAAGCCUAUGCUUGCAAAAGUUGUGAAUACUACAUACACAAAACAUGCACCAAUUUGCCCUGGGAGGUGCUACAUCCUCUUCACCCCCAGCAUUCUCUCAAGCUCUUGUCUGAAUUUACAGAAAAGAUUUUCUCAUGCGACGGAUGUAGAGACAUUACUGAAGGGUUUGCUUACGCAUGCUCUAUGUGCGAUUUCAUGCUUGAUGUGAAAUGCGCUAUUUUACGGGUGCCUAAAAUUGAGACUCAAAGGCUAAAAGAGAUGGAGGAGAGACGACCCAAGUCAUGCCUUUUUAACAAAGCUCAUCAAUUAUCCUUCUUCAAUAUCAAAGCAAUCUUCGACGAAUAUUAUUGCAGUUUUUGCAAAAGAUAUGUGAAGGGUCCGGCCUAUAGUUGCAGCGAUUGUGAGUACUUACUUCAUGAAAGUUGUCUUGGGUUUCCACGAGAGAUGAAACUCCAGUUUCAUCCACUACACCCAUUUCAGUCGCUUCUGGACAACAGUGUCAAAAUUUGUCAUGUCUGCAAAAGAGAGAUCUGGUAUUAUAUCUGCUAUAGUUGUGUGCAAUGUGAUCUCCACCUUCAUGCUUUUUGUGCUAAAUCCUUGAAGCGGGUUCUGAAAUCCACCUCUCACAUUCAUAAUCUUUAUUAUUUUGAACCAAAUAUUGAGGCCGAGCGCCUUCAAUACGAGAUGCAAAACUGUGGAAAAUGCAGAAAAUUGUUACGCUCAAAUCCUCUCUGUUUCUGUAUGGAAUGUGAUACCAAGUUGCAUGUUGAAUGUGCUUUGCCACCUUCACUCAAAUCCAAAUAUCACCUCCAUCCUUGCACUCUUAACCCUGGUUUUAUGGAAGAUGAUUCAGGACAAAAUUACUGUGACAUCUGUGAAGAAGAAAGAGAUCCAGAAGAUCAUGUCUAUUACUGCACAGAAUGUCAAGGACACUUCGUUGCUCACAUAAAUUGCAUGCUUAAUUCGGAAGAAGAAAUUGCAGCUAGUAGAAGGAUCCUCAAAUAUGGGAUUGGACUUUCCAAGCACCUCAGGCUGGGCUGAGAGAGAGAAAGUGAUCAAAGCAGCAGUGAUGAAUAUUCAGAGGAAGAUGAUCAAAGCAACAGUGAUGAUUAUUCAGAGGAAGAAAAUUAGUUCUGUUAUUGCGUUGGCAGAUGAAUAGAAUAAUGUCAUCAAGGAAACUAUUAUCACUUGAAUGAAAUUGCGUACUUUAUAUUGCAAUCAA